Messenger RNA from Penicilliopsis zonata CBS 506.65, 339 nucleotides. RefSeq lists its product as hypothetical. The record is from RefSeq and is a predicted model, not a curated record. NCBI's taxonomy places the organism in Eukaryota, Fungi, Ascomycota, Eurotiomycetes, Eurotiales, Aspergillaceae. The transcript has a single exon. The coding region runs from base 1 to 339 and encodes 112 amino acids.
AUGAAGAUCUCUACGCUUUUCUCUUCCUUGCUCUGCCUGGCUGCCGCGCAGCUCGUCACAGCAGAGAGUUCGACCACCUCCGUGACAACCACCAUCACCAGAACCGUCGUCCGAGUCACUUCCGUGACUGUGACUCCCGGUGAGACUGCUACGUCCGGUGUUUCGGCCACCGACACCGUCGCUACCACCACCGCUGCUGCCGCGGCGGAUUCGACUACUCAAAGCAGCGCCAGCUCUGCCACUCAGACGGGAGCUGCGAUGCACCUUGGUGCUGGUGGCGGUAUACCUGUGGCUCUAGUCGCCGGCUCUGUCGCCCUGAUCCUGGGUUCUGCGCUGUGA